AUGUCGUCGGAGCUCACGAGAGAAGAAGAGGACGCGAAACGCGACGCGGAGGAAACCAUCGCGCGUUUAGAUUCGAUUUCGAUUUUCCCCGACGACAACGGCGGCGCAGACUCCAAUUUUAACGAGAAAGAAACGAGAACGAAAGAGGACGACGAAGCGUCGUCGUCCUCCUCCGACGACGAUACAAACGACGACUUAGAGUGGGACCUCGGGUUUUUGGAGAAACGAGAGGAUAAAACCGCGUUACACGCCAUCUAUUUCCCCUCGAAAGUCGGCGGCGACCCGCAGUGGUUGGACCCUUCGGUACACCCUAAACAGAUGCACGAAGCGAACGCGACGAAGCGAAGGAUGGAUUUUCUACUGCAAAUAUACGCCGCGAAUGACGUGGAAGACGACAGUUUGAACGCAAACGCAUUUCACAGAACGAUAUACGUGUUCACAUCCGUCGAUGGGGAUAAAGUGUUCGAGAAAGGAAAAGUAAGAGCGGUGCGCUCGCAACUGGCGAGAGCGAACGAAUUUUACGGAACGACGCCGGCGCCGAGACGAGGCGUACGAGAGAGCGACGAUUUAAGAGUGGAGGAGAUGAUUCGGGAGUUUGAGAUGAAGAAAAGAGCGAUAGAAACGAAGGUGAAGAUGACUUUGAGUGGUGGUAAUGGUAGUGAGAGUAAAGAGGAAGAGGAGGAGAUGAAGACAAAGACGAAGAACGAGAACGAGAACACCGUCUAUCCUGAAUUUGAAAUCGUCGUCGAACCGGAAAGCGACGCGGACGAAGCGAGUUGCUCGUCGAUGGACUCAGAGGGAGUCGUUGCUGACACGAAUGAUGACGAUAAUAAGAAGACGAGUGCGAAUACGAAUAAGAAAAAAAUGUUCCAAAGCAUAGGCGACGAGGCGAUCACCGAGACGGAUUUGAAAGAAAUCGCCUCCGGGGUCAUCGACAGCGACGCGCAACGACUCGCCACGUUUUCGGUGAAACUUGCAAAAUUUCCAGAUCAAGUGCUGAGAUAUUGUCCAGCACAAAACGCAAAAGCCAUGUGGCCGUCAAAAUCACUCGCGCCGGACGAUCGGAACAUCCCGGACUGCCCGAGAUGUCGCGGGAAAAGGAGGUUUGAGUUUCAGAUUUUACCGACGAUUGUUUCCUUCAUCGUUCCGAAAGAGUCCGUGGAAUUGAACGAUUCGAGCUUGGAUUUUGGGUCGAUCGCGGUGUACACGUGUAGUAAAUCGUGCGCUUUAGAGGGCGAGUACGCGGAAGAGUACGUGCUCGUUCAUCCGCCGAUGAAUUCAUAA
Bathycoccus prasinos is the source of this 1284-nucleotide messenger RNA. RefSeq lists its product with no specific name. The record is from RefSeq and is a predicted model, not a curated record. Bases 1 to 1284 code for a protein of 427 amino acids. Gene Ontology annotation, cellular component: cytoplasm. NCBI's taxonomy places the organism in Eukaryota, Viridiplantae, Chlorophyta, Mamiellophyceae, Mamiellales, Bathycoccaceae. The transcript has a single exon.